AUGAGCUCUUCCGCUGCUUCUACUCCCACCUCUUCAGGUGCCUCAACGCCUACCCAGGCCGCCGCUGCCCCCUCGGUCCCUUCUGCCCUGGGUAACCGCAAGGUCUGCUUCCAUAUCAAGACUGGCGGCAAGACCUGGAACUGCACCCUGCAGGACCGCAGCCACUAUGAGCGCGUCAAGGCCUCCCGCUCUUCUUCGGUCGACUCUACCACUUCCGAAUAA
Molecule: messenger RNA, 222 nt
Organism: [Torrubiella] hemipterigena
Lineage: Eukaryota; Fungi; Ascomycota; Sordariomycetes; Hypocreales; Clavicipitaceae
Source: the annotation of a GenBank genome assembly